Elephantulus edwardii (Cape elephant shrew) is the source of this 2079-nucleotide messenger RNA. RefSeq names its product luteinizing hormone/choriogonadotropin receptor (gene LHCGR). Gene Ontology annotation, cellular component: membrane. The record is from RefSeq and is a predicted model, not a curated record. Lineage: Eukaryota; Metazoa; Chordata; Mammalia; Macroscelidea; Macroscelididae. Gene Ontology annotation, biological process: luteinizing hormone signaling pathway; phospholipase C-activating G protein-coupled receptor signaling pathway; ovarian follicle development. Gene Ontology annotation, molecular function: luteinizing hormone receptor activity.
AUGGGGCUGCUGCUGGCACUGCUAGGGCUGCUUCUGGCGCAGCUGCCCAGGGCGGUGCGCAGUGACCACUGCCCUGAGCCCUGCAGCUGCCCGCCUGGGGGGCCCCUGCGCUGCCCGGGUCCGCUGGCUGGCCUCUCCCUACUAUCAUUCACCUAUCUCUCUAUCAAAGUAAUCCCAUCUCACGCUUUCAGAGGACUUAAUGAGGUCAUAAAAAUUGGUAUGUACUACAGUCAGUCCCUGGAAAGGAUAGAAGCCAGUGCCUUUGACAGCCUUCUCAAUUUGUCUGAAAUAAUGAUUCAGAACGCCAAGAACCUUGUGUUCAUUGCACCUGGAGCAUUUACAAACCUCCCCCGGCUAAAGUACAUGAGUAUCUGUAAUACAGGCAUCCAAACGUUUCCAGAUGUUACGAAGAUCUUCCCCUCCAAUUUUUACUUCAUUCUGGAAAUUUGUGAUAAUUUGUACAUAACCACCAUACCAGGAAAUGCUUUUCAAGGGAUGCAUAAUGUACUUCUAACACUCAAACUGUAUGGAAAUGGAUUUGAAGAAAUACAAAGUCAUGCGUUCAAUGGGACGAAGCUGAUUUCACUGGAGCUGAAGGGAAACGUGCGCCUACGGAAGAUGCAUGAUGCAGCCUUUCAAGGGGCAGCCGGGCCCAACAGCUUGGACAUUUCUUCCACCCAACUGCAGGCCCUGCCUAGCUAUGGACUGGGGUCCAUCCAGACACUAAUUGCCAUGUCAUCCUAUUCUCUGAAAAAACUACCACCGAGAGAAAAAUUUACCAAUCUCCUGGAUGCUACGCUAACUUACCCCAGCCACUGCUGUGCUUUUCUGAACUUCCCAGUAAAAGAGAACAAUUCCUUUUUCAUUUUUGAAAACUUUUCCAAACAAUGUGAAACCCCAGUAAGAAAAUCAAAUCACGAAAUGAUUUACGCUGCCGUUUUUGAGGACGAUGCGAGUGGCUGGGAUUAUGACUAUGCUUACUGCUCUUCUAAGACUUUCCGAUGUGCUCCAGAACCGGACGCCUUUAAUCCCUGUGAAGAUAUCAUGGGCUAUGACUUCCUUAGGGUCCUGAUUUGGCUCAUUAAUCUCCUGGCCAUCGCGGGCAAUCUGACAGUGCUCGCUGUCCUCCUGGCCAGCCGUUCUAAGCUGACCGUGCCCCGCUUUCUCAUGUGCAAUCUCUCCUUUGCAGACUUCUGCAUGGGGCUUUAUCUACUGCUUAUUGCCUCAGUUGAUUCACAGACCAAAGAUCAGUAUUAUAACUACGCCAUCGACUGGCAAACCGGGAGCGGGUGUAGCGUGGCUGGAUUUUUCACUGUAUUUGCAAGUGAACUGUCUGUCUACACCCUCACUGUCAUCACAGUAGAAAGAUGGCACACCAUCACCUAUGCUGUUCAGCUGGACCAGAAAUUUCGACUGAGACAUGCCAUCCCCGUCAUGCUCGGGGGGUGGCUCUUUUCUACUCUAAUGGCCAUGUUACCUCUGGUGGGUGUCAGCAGUUACAUGAAAGUCAGCAUUUGCCUCCCCAUGGACGUGGAAAGCAUUCUCUCACAAGCCUAUAUAUUAGCCAUCCUGAUACUCAAUGUGAUAGCUUUCAUAAUCAUUUGUGCGUGCUACAGUAGAAUUUAUUUUGCAGUUCAAAAUCCAGAGCUGAUGGCCACCAACAAGGAUACAAAGAUUGCUAAGAAAAUGGCCAUCCUCAUCUUCACCGACUUCACCUGCAUGGCACCUAUCUCCUUUUUUGCCAUCUCAGCUGCCUUCAAAAUGCCCCUUAUCACAGUUACCCACUCCAAAGUUUUAUUGGUCCUUUUUUAUCCUGUGAAUUCUUGUGCCAAUCCAUUUCUGUAUGCAAUUUUCACAAAGGCAUUCCGCAGAGACUUCUUUCUUUUGCUGAGUAAAUUUGGCUGCUGCAAACAUCGGGCUGAACUUUAUAGAAGGAAAGAUUUUUCAACUUAUAACCCCAAUUGCAAAAAGGGUUUCAUUGGAUCCAACAAGCAUCCUCCACCCACACUUAAGUUUGCACUGAAAUGUCAAUACACAGCUGUCCUAGAGAAGACAUGCCCAAUGACUGCUAGCCUUUAG